Pongo pygmaeus (Bornean orangutan) is the source of this 1561-nucleotide messenger RNA. It is a transcript of the gene LIN7A, whose product is annotated as lin-7 cell polarity scaffold A. The coding region runs from base 540 to 1241 and encodes 233 amino acids. Gene Ontology annotation, molecular function: protein binding. Lineage: Eukaryota; Metazoa; Chordata; Mammalia; Primates; Hominidae. The transcript has 6 exons. The record is from RefSeq and is a predicted model, not a curated record.
AACAGAAAUUAACUGCAAAUGUAAUUACAUCCCAAACAUUUCUGACAAUGGAAGCGUUUUCUCUCUAAAAGGGAUGGGAUUAUUGGAUUGGCAAUUUCUCUUAAUCUGAGAAAACUCAUCUCCCACUCCCUUCCCCAUAUCCCCUUUCCAUCCUCUCUCUUCCCCUGAUAUAUACACGCACACGCAUGCACACACGUAUAUUCUGACCAUUUUAUUAGACUGGAAAGUUGAAAGGAAGCAGCCAGCCAGCUACACCCACCCAGCGCUCCCGGGGGUGGAAUAGCAAAGUUCUAGGGCAGAGCCUUCCCUCCCAGAGCCCGGCGAUGCAGUGGUUCUCGUAUACCUGCUCAGCUCCGCACCGCAACUGAAGAUCUGCCGCCGCGGAACAGUUGCGUCUCCAUCUGGCUACCAACCCACCCAAGCUUUCUUCUCCACCACCACCACCUUCCUUCCUUCCCCCUCCUCCCCCUGCUUUCCGUCUUCCCUCUCCACCCCCGCCCCCAAUCUCCUCCUUUUUUUCUCACUACGAGCGGUUGCUGAUGCUGAAGCCGAGCGUCACUUCGGCUCCCACGGCAGACAUGGCGACAUUGACAGUAGUCCAGCCGCUCACCCUGGACAGAGAUGUUGCAAGAGCAAUUGAAUUACUGGAAAAACUACAGGAAUCUGGAGAAGUACCAGUGCACAAGCUACAAUCCCUCAAAAAAGUGCUUCAGAGUGAGUUUUGUACAGCUAUUCGAGAGGUGUAUCAAUAUAUGCAUGAAACGAUAACUGUUAAUGGCUGUCCCGAAUUCCGUGCGAGGGCAACAGCAAAGGCAACAGUUGCAGCUUUUGCAGCUAGUGAAGGCCACUCCCACCCUCGAGUAGUUGAACUGCCAAAGACUGAUGAAGGCCUUGGUUUUAAUGUGAUGGGAGGAAAGGAGCAAAAUUCCCCCAUUUAUAUCUCUCGCAUCAUUCCUGGAGGGGUGGCUGAAAGACACGGAGGCCUCAAAAGAGGAGACCAGCUGCUAUCAGUGAAUGGAGUGAGUGUGGAAGGAGAACACCACGAGAAAGCUGUGGAACUACUCAAGGCUGCUAAAGACAGCGUCAAGCUGGUGGUGCGAUACACCCCAAAAGUUCUGGAAGAAAUGGAGGCUCGCUUUGAAAAGCUACGAACAGCCAGGCGUCGGCAGCAGCAGCAAUUGCUAAUUCAGCAGCAACAACAGCAGCAGCAGCAACAAACACAACAAAACCACAUGUCAUAGGCCCUUGAGGGAAAGCUACUUGAUCAAACAUCUGAUAGUCACAAAUUUGAAACCGUGCUUCAGAAUCCCAGCACAUAGUAAAAGACAACACUGAUAAUUAUACCUGUCAAGAAGCUGUGAACACAUGGUGUAUAAAUUCUUUACCAAGGCAACUCGACACCUUCUUUCUCUGGGCUUGAACCACCACUGCUCACGUGGGCUUUACAUACAUUGACCUUCCAUUCACUGCAGUGGGAAUUCUCAGUGUGCAGAGGGAGAGGUUUUCUAGUAUGCAAACUGAAACAGUGUAAGAAGAAUAAAGUCUAUGACUUUUAAAUAAA